This is a messenger RNA of Cantharellus anzutake, 2241 nucleotides long. RefSeq lists its product as uncharacterized. Bases 81 to 1850 code for a protein of 589 amino acids. The record is from RefSeq and is a predicted model, not a curated record. NCBI's taxonomy places the organism in Eukaryota, Fungi, Basidiomycota, Agaricomycetes, Cantharellales, Hydnaceae. The transcript is spliced from 8 exons. Gene Ontology annotation, biological process: protein N-linked glycosylation. Gene Ontology annotation, cellular component: endoplasmic reticulum membrane. Gene Ontology annotation, molecular function: GDP-Man:Man(3)GlcNAc(2)-PP-Dol alpha-1,2-mannosyltransferase activity.
AAACACGUCACGAUCCGCGAGGUUUCCCCACCACUCACCUCGUUCCCUCGUAGCGCUCACUCGUACCACACGCGGUCGCAAUGCACAACCUCCUACCAUGGAGAAACAUUUUCCUCCUUUUCGCCAUACUCAUUCUCCUUGUUGGACUACUCUUAGCAGGUUUCUUUUUACUUGCACGUCACUACCUGCGCUUAACCAAUCCUUCACGUCGGCGGGCCCUUCUUGAUGACCUCGCCAAGAGUGUAGGUGGCGGGUCAGCCGAGAGAUUAUCACUUGAAAGGAAGAAGCUUGUUGGAUUCUUUCACCCUUACUGCAACGCUGGUGGAGGUGGAGAGCGCGUGUUGUGGUGUGCAGUUUCAUACAUGCAGGAAAACGAAUCGGAUGUCAUUUCCGUAGUGUAUACUGGUGACGUUGACGCAACCAAGGAAGAGAUCAUAACGAAAGUGCAGGAGCGCUUUGGCAUACCGUUGGACCCGGCAUCUCUAGCAUUUGUGUAUCUGCCCUCACGACACCUCGUCGAUGGCAUCUCCUGGAAACGCUUUACCCUCCUCGGCCAGAGCUUAGGAUCCAUGUGGCUAGCAUGGGAAGCCUUGGAUCGUAUAGUUCCAGACGCAUUUAUCGACACGAUGGGCUAUGCCUUCACUUAUCCUCUCAUCCGCGCUUUAAGACUAACACCUCCGCAUCUGAGUCGCCCCUCCUCUCCUCGCUCAUCCUCAACCAACGUUAGGGCCCUAGCAUCUGAACCGUCCGUACACCGCAUUCCCAUUGCAGCCUAUGUACAUUAUCCAACGAUCAGCACGAAUAUGCUCCGCCGCGUCCAGAAUCAGGAGACGGGUGUUACGAAUGAUGCUUCUGUCUCCGGAAGCUUAUGGAAAACAACGGUUAAGAUAUGGUACUAUCGCCUCUUUGCAAUGGCGUAUUCCCAUUCAUUGUCGCAAGCCGAUCGAAUAGUUGCCAAUGGGACUUGGACAAAGAAUCAUAUUGAUAGCCUUCUUGCGCGCCCCGCUAAGAAACUUGAGACAAAGCAGGGUUCAGAUGAUGGUGUCAAGAUCAUAUUCCCCCCUUGCGACACCGAAGCUCUGCAGUCUUUGGACGUUAGCGAGUACAGAGAACGCGUGAUUUUGAGUGUGGCUCAAUUCCGACCAGAGAAAAAUCAAUCCGCUCAGCUACAUGCACUGCGUGAUCUUCUGGAGCAGUAUCCAGAGUAUCGUACUGGCAGCGUAACUUCACACACUUCACACAAGAGGUUGUCAACCUCGUCAUCGGGGGGUUCAUCACCUUUGUUGAAGCACCGACAACUCAGCUUUCCCCGAAGAUCGAGAGAUACUGGACCAUUGCGACUGGUUUUACUGGGAAGCGUGAGAAAUCCUGAAGAUGAAGGUCGAGUCGACGCUCUGAAGGAACUUGCCAAGGCACUGGGCGUAGAGGAUCAUGUGGAGUUUGUAUUAAACGCUUCUUAUGAUGAGCUCCUUUCGUGGCUUGGGCGUGCCUCGGUUGGCGUGAGUUCAAUGAUCGACGAACAUUUCGGGAUCAACGUUGUCGAGUUUAUGGCUGCAGGAUUAAUACCUGUUUCACAUGCAUCGGGCGGGCCACUUUUAGACAUCAUCAAGCCUCCAUCGCACGCUUCUGAUUCACGCACUGGUUUCCUGUACACAUCAUCGACGUCCUCCGGGACAGAAGCUGAAGGAACAUUAUCAUUUCCUGAGGCCCUCCAUGCGGCCUUAUCCCUGUCUCCUGAAGAGGAAUAUUCCAUGCGAUUACAGGCUCGGGAGAGGAGUCGAAUGUUUGGUGUGAGGGAAUUCGAGCAGAGAUGGGCGGAUGAGCUAUGGAAUGGCUUACUGUCUGGGUAGGCUGCCUUUUAUCUCACUGUGUGUGUUUGUGCCAUGCUGGACGUCCGGUUCGUCCAUUCCAACAGUUUUUUUUUUUUCCCCUUUCGUUGGAGUAUUCCUUUCGGCCCAUCUUUCUCUCGCAUCGCGCAAUUACUCCCUCAUAAUACUCUGUAUACCCAUUUCGAUUAUUCUCGACUAUCCCAUGUUUACGACCCCACAUGUAGCUCACAUUUCCGCGUACGUUAACUUGCUGUUUAGUGCCUGUCUUUGUUCACCGGAACGAUAUUUUUUUUUUCCCUUCACCUUCGACUCGUAGCCCGAGGCCUGCACCUUUGCCCAGAUGGGGCGUCUGGUAACGCGCUGUUCUGCGGUUCGAGUCCAACUUUUAGCCACCCCGAAUUUUCAACAAGGC